AUGAAUUUACGGCGGCACAAGGUCCCGGAGUCUCCUCAAACCAUCCGUCGACGCAGCUCAUUACUUACUUCCGACGAGUUACUACUGAAGUUCCCAAUCGAUCUCGUCAUCGAGAUAUUCUCGAGGUUGCCACUGAAGUCUAUCGAUAGAUGUGGCUGCGUGUCGAAGCGGUGGUCCUCCAGGGAACGAAAACCAGUGAGCUUUGUGUCGGUGAUAUGUAACCCUAGCAGGAGACAGUCCUUCACUUUACCCAAGAUGAAGACAAGGAAGAGGACUGGGUUGAGAAGCUUUUUAGGGUAUGAUCCCAUUGAUAAACAACACAAGGUAUUGGCAAUGACCAAGCACGAUUAUAAGGUGAGGAGCAUCAGAUUCUCACAUUACAGCUUUGUUACCCUCAUGGAAAGUGGAAAGUAUGAUGCAACUCUGAUAAACUUCCAAGGUAAAUUGGCUUCAGUAAGGUCGUCUGCGACCACUUUUCUUAGCGGAACAAGUACGAGUUUAGAGAUGUAUAUUCUGGAAGACCCUGAAAAACAUGAAUGGUCCAAACGUAUUUUCAAUUUACCUCCUAUGUGGACGGACGCAUCAGCUUCAAGGGUGAUUUUAUACUUUGUUGGCGUGACUGCUACAAAUGAAUUUGUAUUUAAGCCGUUCUGUUCAUCCGAUCCUUUCUAUGUUCACUACUACAAUUACGUCAACAAAGCUAUAAUGAGAGUUGAAAUCCAAGGAAUGGGAGCGUUUGAGAAGGCUUCUAGAGUUCGCAUAUUUCUGGACCAUGUUGAGGACGUGAAGCUUAUGGAAUGAUUUUGGGACUUUGUAGCGGAUGCUGGCUCUUAAGUUCUUGUCUUGUAUAUCAUGUGGUCUUGAUUAAAGCCCCUUUUCUUUCUACUGCUUUUGUAUUUUUGUUAUUAGGUUUUCAGUUCUCGGAAUGAAUAUUCUCAGUUGUCUACCAUGGUUUUCAUCUCA
Molecule: messenger RNA, 963 nt
Organism: Brassica oleracea var. oleracea
Lineage: Eukaryota; Viridiplantae; Streptophyta; Magnoliopsida; Brassicales; Brassicaceae
Product: F-box protein DOR-like
Exons: 3
Coding region: 1-801 (266 amino acids)
Molecular function (GO): protein binding
Source: RefSeq, a predicted model, not a curated record